This is a messenger RNA of Lottia gigantea (owl limpet), 338 nucleotides long. RefSeq lists its product as hypothetical. Gene Ontology annotation, biological process: potassium ion transmembrane transport; regulation of membrane potential. The record is from RefSeq and is a predicted model, not a curated record. The annotation marks the transcript as partial. The transcript has 2 exons. Gene Ontology annotation, molecular function: voltage-gated potassium channel activity. Gene Ontology annotation, cellular component: membrane. NCBI's taxonomy places the organism in Eukaryota, Metazoa, Mollusca, Gastropoda, Lottiidae.
UUGUGAUCGACAGCAUGGUGGACGUGGUUUUCUUUGUGGACAUAGUGCUCAAUUUCCACACGUCGUUUGUGGGCCCAAGUGGUGAAGUAAUAUCGGACCCUAAAGUGAUUCGAAUGCAUUAUCUGAAGAGUUGGUUUGUAAUUGAUCUGUUAUCCUGUCUACCGUAUGAUGUGUUUAAUGCCUUCCAAUAUGUUGAUGAUGGAAUCAGUACCCUCUUCAGUGCUCUUAAAGUUGUGCGUUUGCUGCGUCUGGGAAGAGUAGUAAGGAAGCUUGAUCAUUAUUUGGAGUAUGGAGCUGCUAUGUUGAUCUUACUUAUACUCGUGUUCAUAUUAUUUGCC